AUGGACUUGGGCGCAGAGGAGUUUGAGCAGAACCUCCCCUUCCUGCAGGAGCUCGUCCAGGAGGCGGACUUUGUGGGUCUGGACAUAGAGUUCACUGGCCUUCGUUCUAGCCUUCCCGGACCACAGCAGAUCAGUCUUUUUGAUUUGCCAUCCGAGUGGUACCUAAAGACCCGCCAGAGUGUUCAGCAGUUUACCAUCUGUCAGAUUGGAUUGUCUGUAUUUUCCACUAUCGAAGGGGAGUUCAACAAGUAUGUAGCCCAUUCAUAUAACUUCUUUCUCUUCCCUACAACAUUUGGGAUUUUGGAUUCAGAAUUCUCUUUCCAGGCUUCUAGUGUUCAGUUUUUGAAUCAAUACGGCUUCAACUAUAACAAGUUUCUUAAAAAUGGAAUCCCAUAUAUGAAUGAAGAACAGGAGAAAAAAAUUAAGCACAACAUCCUGACAGGGAACUGGAGAGUUCGCAGCUCUCUGGAUAAAGACCAAAUCAAGGUGGUGAUUGAUGAGGUGACGCGAUGGCUGGACCUAGCUGAGGAAGGUGACCGGAUGACUCUGCCUGGUAUUGCUGGGUUCCAGGCCUUUGAGGUCCAAUUGGUGCUGAGGCAGGCCCUCCCCAACAUCUGGACGAUGCUGAAAGAUCAGGGCGUGGUGGUGAAGAAGGUGAGUCGGCAGCAUCGCUGGUACCUUGAGAACGCCUCUUGUGAUCGAGCCAGCUGUUGGAAGGAGCAGAUUCUCCUCUCUGCGAGGGGUUUUUCUGUUUUUUUCCAGAUGCUGGUGAAAGCCCAGAAGCCCUUAGUGGGGCAUAAUAUGAUGAUGGAUCUGUUGCAUCUCCAUGAGAAGUUCUUCAGACCUCUCCCAGAAAGCUAUGAUCAGUUUAAGCAGAAUAUCCAUGACCUGUUUCCUGUUCUCAUUGAUACCAAGAAUGUGACAAAGGAUAUCUGGAAGGAGCUGCGUUUCCCACGGGUCUCCAAUCUCUCCGAGGUGUAUGAAGUACUGAGCAGUAACUUGAAUCCCACCAAGAAUUCUGGACCAGUGAUUGUUCAUGCGAGCAAAUGUGAAAAAUAUGCCCAGAACAAGUGCCCCCAUGAAGCAGCAUAUGAUGCCUUUCUUUGUGGGUCAGUUCUUCUGAAAGUGGCUCACCUGCUCCUUCAGAGGGUGCACAGCAGCGGACCCAUGCCUGAGCCAUCCUUCCCUCAGUACCUCGACGUGCUGGCUCCUUACGUGAACCAAGUCAAUCUUAUCCGAGCUGGGGUCCCUAAAAUCAAUUUUUCUGGCCCAGAUUAUCCCAGUAUUCGGCCUCCCAUCCUCAUCCUCACUGUUAGGAGGUGGCCCGGGGCCAGCGAGCAGCAAGUCUACCGAGAGUUCCAGAAUCUCUGCAAGUUCGAUGUCAGGCGACUCACUCGAAGCCAGUUCCUGCUCCUGACCAAUAAGUUUAAGGAUGCCCGCAGUAUCCUGAAGGAGUACAGGUGCCACCCAACCCUGCAGGUCUCCCUAUACCGGUAUUGGAGACAUUCCCCCAACAUCAACUGCGUGUUACAAGUCUGUGGAGUGGUCACUACCUGGGCUCUGCUGGCGUUUCUCCUGGGAAGAUCCAGAUCCUGAGUGCUGCAAGCCUCUUGGCCUGUGUUCUGUCGCCAGGCCUUCCUGGGGCGUGUGUGCGUGUGUGUGUGUUAAUAUGUGUAAAUCAUAUU
Urocitellus parryii (Arctic ground squirrel) is the source of this 1685-nucleotide messenger RNA. RefSeq names its product PARN like ribonuclease domain containing exonuclease 1 (gene Pnldc1). Gene Ontology annotation, molecular function: RNA binding; 3'-5'-RNA exonuclease activity. The record is from RefSeq and is a predicted model, not a curated record. Lineage: Eukaryota; Metazoa; Chordata; Mammalia; Rodentia; Sciuridae. Gene Ontology annotation, biological process: nuclear-transcribed mRNA poly(A) tail shortening; siRNA 3'-end processing; priRNA 3'-end processing. Gene Ontology annotation, cellular component: endoplasmic reticulum; nucleus.